Messenger RNA from Capsicum annuum, 741 nucleotides. Its product is annotated as protein MAIN-LIKE 2-like. The record is from RefSeq and is a predicted model, not a curated record. NCBI's taxonomy places the organism in Eukaryota, Viridiplantae, Streptophyta, Magnoliopsida, Solanales, Solanaceae. The coding region runs from base 1 to 741 and encodes 246 amino acids. The transcript is spliced from 2 exons. Gene Ontology annotation, biological process: meristem development; meristem maintenance.
AUGUGUUUAAAUACACGUCGUGCCGAUACUAAAUUUUGGUUGCACAUACAGGAGCGUCCAUUGCAUUAUCGAAUCCUUCAAUAUUUAAGUUUUUGUAGAUUUAGAGGAAUUGUAGAAGUAGGAAACAUUCCAUACGAUGUUGGACUUAUAAGUGCAUUGAUUGAGAGGUGGCACCCCGAAACUCACACAUUUCACUUGCGAAUUGGUGAGACCACUAUUACAUUACAGGAUAUUGAAAUUAUGUUUGGAAUGGUUGUAGAUGGGAAUCCUAUACUUCUAGAAGGCUCUACCGAUUUAGGAAUUGUAGCUAAACGACAAAUGAUGCGUGACUUAACAGGAUGGGAACCUCCACUAGAUUGCUUUUGUGGAAUUAGAAGAAUACUUGUAUCUAAAUUAGAUGCAUAUGUAAAAGAGUUAGAUGAUAUCACUGAUGAUACUCCCGAAAUUGAGGUGCAACAGAGAGUUAGGUUGUACCUAUUAUGGUUGUGUGGAGGUACAUUAUUUCCUGACAAGUCUAAUUCUAAAAUAUCUUUGGACUAUUUAAUCGACUUGCAAGACUUAAAUGGAAUGUCGCCAAAGGCUUGGGGCGCAGCCGUAUUGUCAUUUUUAUACUAUUCUUUAUGUAGUGCAUCCAUGUCUUCUUCUAGUGAUGUAUGGGCAUGGGAGCGUAUUAUUCCACUUCAGCCAGCACCACACCCUCUGUGGGCAAACCAUCAUGAGGCCUCGGCUCUACUUGCAUGA